GCGACGGACUUGGGGAGGGGAAGACGCUCCGUCUGGCUGGGGUCACCCUUCCAGGGAACAUACUGGCUUUAGAGUGGAUGUGCCCCCCGGGCCUCCCCGCACUCCAAGAGAACCUUGACACUGCCCAUCUUCCUCAUCCUUAACGAGCUGGCAGGGAGGGGAUGAGGUCAGGAUGGAGGGCACGGUGACGUCCUUUUAAAAAACGCUUUAUUGAGGUAUAAUUUAUAUACAAAAAAGGCACAUGUUUAAUAUAUACAAUUUGAUGAGUUUGGACAUAUGCAUACAUCUGUGAUACCAUCACCGUAAUCAAGGACUUGGCUGAGCAAGCAAAAGAAAGCCAGAACAAAGGAGAGGAAACCAACAAAGAUAACUUUGGAAGCACUGAAUGCAGCAGAACUGGAACCAUGGAUCUCAAGUUCAACAACUCCAGGAAAUAUAUUUCCAUCACUGUCCCUUGCAAAACCCAAACAAUGUCACCUCACAUCAAGUCAAUAGAUGACAUUGUAGUACUUGGCAUAAAUCUCAGCAAAUUUAACAAACUUACUCAAUUUUUCAUAUGUGUUGCUGGAGUUUUUAUAUUUUACCUAAUUUAUGGAUAUUUACAGGAAUUAAUAUUUUCAGUGGAGGGUCUUAAGUCCUUUGGCUGGUACCUUACUUUAGUACAAUUUGCAUUUUACUCCAUAUUUGGCCUAAUAGAACUUCAGCUUAUUCAGGACAAAAGGAGAAGAAUACCAGGACAAACCUACAUGAUAAUAGCUUUUCUAACUGUGGGUACUAUGGGGUUAUCAAAUACUUCUUUGGGCUACCUGAAUUACCCUACCCAAGUCAUCUUCAAGUGCUGCAAAUUGAUUCCUGUUAUGAUAGGAGGAGUUUUUAUUCAAGGGAAGCGUUACAAUGUUGCAGACGUGUCUGCUGCGGUGUGUAUGAGUCUUGGCCUGAUAUGGUUUACCCUAGCUGAUAGCACCAUUGCACCCAAUUUCAACAUGACAGGUGUGAUCCUUAUUUCCCUGGCACUAUGUGCAGAUGCUGUCAUUGGAAAUGUUCAAGAGAAAGCUAUGAAACUGCAUAAUGCUUCUAAUUCGGAAAUGGUUUUGUAUUCGUAUUCAAUCGGUUUUGUGUACAUUUUAUUGGGAUUGACGUGCACUAGUGGGUUAGGCCCUGCAGUAGUCUUCUGUUCAAAGAAUCCAGUUCAGACCUAUGGUUAUGCUUUCCUUUUUUCCCUCACUGGGUACUUUGGAAUCUCCUUUGUUCUGGCUUUGAUUAAAAUUUUUGGUGCACUUCUUGCUGUAACAGUGACAACAGGAAGAAAAGCAAUGACCAUUGUACUUUCAUUUAUAUUCUUUGCUAAGCCAUUCACAUUUCAGUAUGUAUGGUCUGGUUUGUUAGUUGUCCUUGGCAUAUUUCUCAAUGUUUACAGCAAAAAUAUGGAUAAAAUAAGACUACCAUCACUAUAUGAUCUGAUAUCCAAAAAGGCAGAAAUGAGAAAGUCAAGGACGUUGGCACAAACUGUAUAGGCAGCAAUUCAUCCAGUUUAAGAUAAAGUUCUAUGGGAACAAUCAUCAACUAAUUAACUUUCCAAAGGGAUUAUUAUAAAAACCAAAGGAUCUGAAGGCAAGCUUAUAAAGGCAUCCAUUUGUGGAUGGAUGGAUUACGCAUGAAGUCAGCCUUUUCAGAACACUUGUUGGACUGCUUGCCUUCUGAAGCAAUCGAGACAGCCACGUCUGGCGCACCUUAGGAUAAAAUGUCAUAGAAAGGACCAUAAUUCUCUGGAAAUCGACCAUGUUGCAAGACUAAUUGGAUAUCAUUGUGACAUAUCAAAGAAAUUGAUAUGUAAUAGCAGAUUGCUUUGUCUUCAUUCCAUUUUGGUGUUAUUUAAAUUGAUUCUCUGUUAUAAGAGUGAACUGAUGAUUUAAAGUCUAGAGAAAAUACUUCAUUAUAAAUAAAAAUUCUGUGAUUUUUUUUUUUUUAAAGAAUGUGUUAGUAGAUUUUUGUUAUGAAGAGGGAAGAAACGGUUGGAGUGAGGCUUUACAGAAACUUUAAGACAACCUAUUUCCCAGUAAUUUAAAAAAUACUCUUUAGAGAAAGUAUACUCUGAGGAUGCGAAAUACAGGCAAAAUAGUAAAGGGAGUCGUCAUCCUGUUAUCCUGUAAGUGUACAUCACAAGAAAUACUUGAUACUACUCAUCAAAGAAAUACUAAAAGAUUUAAUAAUUCAGGUUUUUUAAUUGAAGGGAAAAUAACACAUAAUUUUACUAUUUUAUAAUAAUUUUUCUCAUCAAAGUAAAAUUCAAUUUGGCAGCUUGAAAAUAAUAUGUUGCUUUUAUAGUUUUGAGUCUAAACACAAAAAUUUUGGCCCUUAUGUUUUAGCAGUAAGUUUUGGAAUUGCUUCCACUCUAUUAAAGAACUCCUAUUUAUCUUCAUUUUAUUUCUAAGUAAUGUUGGUUAAAACAGCUUAAUAUCUAUGCUAUUGGUGAUACCACAUAUUUUGUGAGUAUAAUAUACUUGGAAUAUUUAAUUUCAUUAUUAAAGUUCCAUUGUAUUCUGAUGAUGACUUUAACCUAUAAAUAAAUAUGUGGGUACAAGAGCCCAUGAUAAUUUAAAGAUCUA
Manis pentadactyla (Chinese pangolin) is the source of this 2606-nucleotide messenger RNA. It is a transcript of the gene SLC35B3, whose product is annotated as solute carrier family 35 member B3. Gene Ontology annotation, cellular component: Golgi membrane; endoplasmic reticulum membrane. The coding region runs from base 405 to 1514 and encodes 369 amino acids. Lineage: Eukaryota; Metazoa; Chordata; Mammalia; Pholidota; Manidae. The transcript is spliced from 11 exons. Gene Ontology annotation, molecular function: 3'-phosphoadenosine 5'-phosphosulfate transmembrane transporter activity. The record is from RefSeq and is a predicted model, not a curated record. Gene Ontology annotation, biological process: transmembrane transport.